AUCGCGCUUAAAAUAAUUUCACCAGUCUAGUACAGAACAAUAGGUCCUGCAGACAAAUACAUAUGAUAUUUAUGUAUUUUUGUAGUGCUUAAAACGUUUAAUGUUCCCCUAUCUAGCCGUAAAAAAACGACAGAGUUUUUGAUUUUUCCGUUUACUUUGGAGACUAAGGCGACGACUUCCUGUACGCGACUUCCUUACGCGACUAAAAACAGUACGCGACUUCCUUAGCGCAUUCUCCUGUCACAGUUUUGUUGAAGACUUCCAAAAUCCAAAGCUUCCGUGGGUUUUGCUACUUUUGCUGCAAAAGUUUUGUAGCGUCCCAAACUGAUUAAGAAUUAAAGAUCGUGUGAUGGUCAUGGAUCGCAGUCUGUGGAAUCCAUUCCGAGAUCCUUCUACUCCUGGAAUUGUUGGCAAUCUGGGCAAUGAAGUUACACCUCGUGUGCAUCACAGUCUCCAUUCUUCGUACAGAGGAGGAAGGCCUGCAAGAACAGUUAUGGGAAAGUUUGGUCCUUCAUCUGUUGCUCCUCCUCACCACAGCGCACAGAUGAGGGCUCCCAGUUCCUUCCAUGUCAGUCAUCAGCCGUAUCCCGUUCCCUUUCAGCCGAAUUUUUUCAGUCACCGGCCACGAGGCAUGAUGCCGCUUCGAGGAGGAUUCGCGCCUUCUCCAAUGCGGGGAAGGGGUGGUCAGCAGAGAUUUUUGUCAUACCAUUCUAAUUCCGGAAAUCGUUUUCGAGGUCCGCAGCCGUUUCGGUCUGCAGGCAGCGCAAUAUUUUGUGAUGUGUGUGAGAAGGAUUUCCGGAGUAGGGCCCAAUUUGACGAGCAUAUGGGUAAACAUCUGAAGUGUCCAAAGUGCGAUUUUGUUGGAGUGUUUGAAUCCGUGGAAGUUCAUUUUGAAAUCGUGCACCUGUCUGCCUUGGUCAAUAAAAACAAACCAGAAGAAACGCCCGAGGAUUUGAAAAGAUGGCGCGAAGAGCGAGCACGGAGAUAUCCGCGUGUCAUGAAGUGCGCACAGAGUGCCUCUCGUGCCCCUGCUUUAAUUGCACAUGCUUCCUCGGAUGUAGGAGAACUUAGUGAUGGAGAGAUUGAUGACUCGGAGGUGAAAGACCAAGAAGCACCGUCUAGCCUCAACGGUUUGGCUAGUUUGUCCACGUAUCUGGAUUCAGAAUCUGAUUCCGAGCCACCGGAAGAGCUCCCCGCAAAAUUCGAGAAAAGAGCGGAUCCGCCUGUAUCGUGUAACCUUGUACCUGUUGCCGCGCCCAUAGAUGUGGAAGGUGAUGUGCGUAGCCAGUUACAGCGAUAUAUCGGUGUUCCUAAACGACUACCCAAAGUCAAAGCGGAAUUUUCGACGUUUUUAUCUGAACAUGGUGUGCCCAUGAGGAAACCACGUACUUUGUUUGAAAAGCUAGUUUUAAAGGAUCUUCAGACAGAGAACGAUCAGAUUCUCCAGUGUAUUGCUCAUUUGUGCAACAAGCAUUAGCAGAGUGACGGGAAGAUAAUUUGCUGACCAUGAGCCCUUGAAUUUGUUGAAUCUGUUCGAGAAUUUUGAUCGUGAAUAGCUUUUGUGUGCAUAGUUGAACAUUUUCGAUGUGUGAUUACUGUGCUUAUACUGAAGUAUACGCAAAUCGUUUUUAAAUGUUGCCUUUGCGGCUGUGCCAUGGGAAUAAUUCCGUUAUGACGACCUUCUGUUUUUUGCAGACAGUGAAGGAAUAUCGA
Molecule: messenger RNA, 1713 nt
Organism: Paramacrobiotus metropolitanus
Lineage: Eukaryota; Metazoa; Tardigrada; Eutardigrada; Parachela; Macrobiotidae
Product: FMR1-interacting protein NUFIP1-like
Exons: 9
Coding region: 350-1477 (375 amino acids)
Biological process (GO): box C/D snoRNP assembly
Cellular component (GO): nucleus
Molecular function (GO): RNA binding
Source: RefSeq, a predicted model, not a curated record